Messenger RNA from Bicyclus anynana (squinting bush brown), 1857 nucleotides. Its product is annotated as BTB/POZ domain-containing protein 8. The record is from RefSeq and is a predicted model, not a curated record. The transcript has 2 exons. Gene Ontology annotation, cellular component: cytoplasm. Gene Ontology annotation, biological process: regulation of proteolysis; proteasome-mediated ubiquitin-dependent protein catabolic process. NCBI's taxonomy places the organism in Eukaryota, Metazoa, Arthropoda, Insecta, Lepidoptera, Nymphalidae. Gene Ontology annotation, molecular function: ubiquitin protein ligase binding. Bases 132 to 1214 code for a protein of 360 amino acids.
GUCUAUUAAUCUGUGCUGUGAUGUCAUUGUCAUAAUUUUAUUUCAAAUUUGAAAUGUGUACUGUUUUUUUUGCAGUUUUAUUAGAGCUCAAUUCAUAAAUUAAAUUGUUAUAUCGACUAUAUAUUACUAAUAUGGAUUUAGAUUUCGUAGUUCCGAACAGUGGCGUAAUAUUUGGCCAUGAACCCUGUCAAACUCGUGAGGCGAAAUGGUUGUGUUUGGUAAACGUUUUUGAAAAAUGUCAUAGGCCAAAUAUGUAUGACAUUGGUGGCACCUAUAUUGAGGACUUGCCGCAUUUUUGGUUCUACUAUAAAAAUGAAAUUGUUGGCAAACUUUUUCUUAUACAUAUUUUCGUUACCUGUCGCUACGAGGGUGCAUUCAGCGUCUCAAUAUGUGGCAGCAACGAGAUAUCAUUCCGAAGAAAACAGCAUUUGGCAUACCUUACCUCCUUACUCAAAACUUUCCGAUUUGAAAAUACCUCAGAUAUGUCACAGCAUUAUCUAACAACAUACAGCUUUUCAGAAAUGGACUUAGAACUUUUAAACACCAUGAAGUUGUAUAUACCAAUCUCAUUUGAAAAUACCAGUACAAAAGAAGGAAGUCAAGGGUAUGAUUUUAAAGCUCUUUUGGAGGACCCAUUUGGUGCUGAUUUUGUAAUAGAAUCAGCAGAGGGUGAUAAGUUUAAUGUUCACAAAAUACUUCUAAGUAGACACAGCGAAGUGUUUAGAGCGAUGCUUAAGGAAAACACAGCUGAAAGUCAACAGAGUUACAUGAAAAUCAUAGAUGUUUAUAAGCAUGACUUGUAUGGUAUGUUAGAGUAUAUUUACACAAGUUCUGUAGAAGACGUUGAAGGCCAUAAUUUCUUCAACCUUCUUAUGCUGAGUGACAGGUAUAACUUGAAAGGUUUGAGAGACAUAUCAGAGAUUGCUCUCAGUUCUCAAUUAUGCUUAGAUAAUGUAAUUGAAACAUUAGUUGUUGCAGAUCUAUAUAAUGCAGAGGACUUAAAGAUUGCUGCACUUAAAUUUAUUAAAUGUAAUUAUUCUGCUAUCCAAAACCAAUUGUUUGAGGAACUUAGUAAUGUUGAAUUGAUGAGAGAAGUUUGUAAUUUUCUAUUGCCAAGACAAGGACUGGAAAGUGAGGGAAAAUCAGGGAAAAGUCAUGUAAGCUCAAGGCAAACAGAGAAAGUUGGUGAAAUCAGUGAGCCAUCUAGAAACUAAUGGAAAAAUCAAUAAUUUUACUCUGUACUGUAAAAUAACAUUAUUUUUUCUAUUUCUGUAUUUGUAUUUUCAUCAUAUCUGAUUCAGAUAAGUUUGUGAAUAUACAAAAUGUUUAAUGGAUAACUCUGUUUUUAUGUUUUAAAAUGAAUAAACGGCAAAGAAACAUUUUGUAGAUAAACAAUUUAUUGUUUUGUACAUUUUUAUUAAAUUUUUGAAGAGAUUUACUUAAUUGUAAGAUUAUAAUUGUUGAUUGAUGUGUACUAUGUAUGUUUAAUUGUAUAAAACUAAGUUGGCUGACUAAAUUAGAGUAUACAAAUAGGUAUAGUGAUAUGCUAGCCUGUUUUUUCAGACUAAAUCACCCAAUUCAUUAAUUGGAUACCAAUUGUUUAGAAUUAAUCAACUAAUUCUUUUGAUAAUGAAUUAAAAAGUUAUCAAACCAAAUUUCAAUAAUAUGUAAUUUUGUUGGUUGAUAUGAUAAUCAGUAUGGACUCUUAAAUCUAUGAUUGAUAUAGUCUGCCAACUUACAAUUGCAUGUCCAUGUCAUUGUUUAUUGUGAUUUGAUCAGAUCAAUGAUGAUAAUAAAUUAAAAAGAAAUCUUACAAAGGAAACAUAAAAAAUAAACUUUAUUAAAUUUUAAACAUAA